This is a messenger RNA of Rana temporaria (common frog), 3439 nucleotides long. It is a transcript of the gene SPAG1, whose product is annotated as sperm associated antigen 1. Gene Ontology annotation, molecular function: heat shock protein binding. The transcript is spliced from 19 exons. The record is from RefSeq and is a predicted model, not a curated record. NCBI's taxonomy places the organism in Eukaryota, Metazoa, Chordata, Amphibia, Anura, Ranidae. Gene Ontology annotation, cellular component: mitochondrion; cytosol. Bases 80 to 2845 code for a protein of 921 amino acids.
AAACAAAAAUGCAGGCCGCCUAGUUUGCUCGGUAAGGAAAGCUGUGGCGUGUCGCCGGACUGUCCGAGUGUCUGCAGACAUGAGCACUUCUGAGUUCUCCUCUGGCUUCUACCAAGGAACAACCAAAACAUAUGAAAUUCCCCUCGAUCACCUGGACUAUAAAUUCAUCGAGAAAUGUACAGAUGUCCGACACCUUGAAAAGAUUCUGCGAGUUCUCAGAUCUGGGGAGGAAGGACACUACCCGGACCUGAUCGAGUUCUGUGAGAAGCGCAUUGAAGGUCUGUCUCCACAGAGCCGUGCUUUGAGAAAAGACAAACCACCAGCAACUGCUGCUGAUUUCUCCUUGGAGGAUUGGAACCAAAUUGAUAAUGACUUCAAGAAUUUUUUAACUGACAUCAAGCUUAAAGAAGAACAGAAAUCUGUCUUGGAGAAAACUAUGGACAACCUGCCCCCUAUUCGCAGUUUCUCCAGUGACCCCACACCUAAUGAGCCUAGCAAAAAAGAAAAUUGUGCAAGCAUCUGUAAAGUGCCCCGAGAUUACAGGGACUGGGACAGGUUUGAUAUUGAUAAAGAACUAUCAAACAUUGAUGAGGACACUGAGAAAACUGACCAGUCCAAGACAGUAAUAAACACAACUGCUGCAAAGAUAAAGAAAUCAAUAGACACAUCAGGUCUGAGCUUGGAGGAGAAGAACCUUCUAGCACAAAGAGAGAAGGAUAAGGGAAAUGAGGCCUUCAAAAGUGGAGACUAUGAGGAGGCCAUAUCUUAUUACAGCAGGAGCUUAUCUGUGUUGCCCUCCACAGCCGCCUAUAAUAAUCGAGCACAAGCUGAGAUUAAACUGAAGAACUGGCAGAAUGCAUUCAAUGACUGUGAGCAAGUGCUGAAUUUAGAGCCCAACAAUAUAAAAGCUCUUUUACGUCGUGCUACGGUCAACAAAAACCUUCAGAAUUAUCCGGCUGCCUUAGAUGAUUUGAAGAUGGUCUUGCAUCAGGAGCCAGACAAUCCUAUAGCUAAGAAGGUUCUGGGUGAAUUAGAAGAGCUGCUGCACAAAGAAAAAGAAGAAAAACCAAGGAGAGGCCACAGAGUAAUCAUUGAGGAUGUAGAGGGUUUGGAUGAGGAGGUCCAGGAGGAUCCAAACCCCAGCAAAGAAGCCGGUGUGACAGUGGGAGGAGAGACUGCAGGCGAGCAGACUGAAAUGGGGAAUGUUCAGAAAAAGUUUCCUAAGAGAGCCUUUGAAAAGAAGGAGGAGGCCGAUCAGACCCCCAAGCACAACAAGGCUAGCAAUCAGAAUGGAGUGAAGAACGACAGCGGCAAUCUACAGGCGAAGGAUCCGCCUGAAGGCAAGACGAAGCCUGGACAUGGCAGCACACAAGCCCCUACCACCGAGGUCACAUCCCGGACUGGCAGCCAGGGAGACAAGCUGUCAUCGGAGCUCCUUUCCCCAUCCGCAAGGCUGAAAGCCCAAGGCAACCAGCUCUUUAAGAAUGGCCAGUUUGGGGAGGCCGCCGUCAAAUACUCCGAGGCCAUUGAAAAUCUCAAGAACACAGGAGCUGAGGACGCCGAGGAGCUGGGAAUCCUGUACUCUAACAGAGCCGCCUGUCAGCUCAAGGAUGGGAACAGCUUACAGUGCAUUGAAGACUGCAACAAGGCCCUGGAACUCCAGCCAUUCUCCAUUAAGCCUCUGUUGAGAAGAGCAAUGGCCUACGAGUCCAUUGAGAGGUACAGACAGGCGUAUGUGGACUAUAAGGUGGCACUUCAGAUAGACAGUGGAACACAGUUGGCCAAUGACAGUAUCAACAGAAUUACCAAAACAUUAAUUGAUCUGGAUGGGCCCAACUGGAGAGAGAAACUGCCACCAAUUCCAUCAGUGCCUGUGUCCACGCAAAUUCACCUACAAGAGAAAAACAUGGCCGCUGGAAAGACGUCAAGGAACAGCGCACCAGAAAGGGACACUGAACAAUCGUCAGAGGAGAGAUUCCAGUCUCUGAAGCAGGAAGGAAAUGAUUAUGUGAAGAAGUGUCACUAUAGAGAAGCUGUGAAGAAAUACACAGAAUGUUUACAGAUAAAUCCAGAGGAAUGUACCAUAUACACCAACAGGGCCCUAUGCUAUCUGAAACUGUGCCAGUACGAAGAGGCCAGACAUGACUGUGACUGUGCCCUGCACAGGGACGCUUCUAAUAUCAAGGCUUUGUACAGGCGAGCUCAGGCCUACAAAGGAUUAGAGAAUUACCAAGCUUGUGAUAGUGAUCUCCAGAAAGUGAUCUCUCUAGAUCCUGGAGUCCAGGAAGCCAAUACUCUAUUAGCAGAGAUCACACCGUUUUUAUCAAAUUGCCUAAAAGCCAAUGGACAUGACAAACAGAGGAAGAAGAUCCUGAUUGAGGAGGUGAAUGAGAACGAAGACGUAUCCAAUCACUGCAGCCUUAAUGGACAUGGAAACAGCAUAAGGAGGGAACGGCCUCCCAUCACCAAGCCCAGCAAUUCCCAUGAGUUUGAACAGCUGAUGAGGGAGAUCAGAGAAGAGAAGGACCAGGAGAGCUGCGCUCAACUACUGUCCCUCAUAGAGCCAAAGGACUUGCCAACAUAUCUGAGCAACAAGCUGGAUGCAGAGACCCUUCUACUCAUUGCACAGUCUUUAAAACAUCAUGUCCUGGAGGAGAACCCUGCCCUAGUGUACCAGCACCUGUCUCACCUUAGCACAGCCGAUCGCUUUACGGUGGUCCUCUCCUUCCUCAGUCCGGCAGAGAAAGAUGAAGUUCACAGCCUCCUCACCCGUCUAGCAGAGAAACAUGGCGAAGAACUGGACCCCAAUGCCAUAUCAAGCCUGGCAGAGCAAUAUGGACUCUGAUCCUUAGACCAGCACACAAAUUCUAUGCACGGUUUGAUCGAUCUUAUCAUUAGGACGGAGAAUCUAUGCAAAUCUCAGUAUCAGAUGACUUGAGAACACAUUCAGCAUGACUGUUUAAAUGUUAUGUAACCUGUAACAUCUGUUUAUCCAUGGCCAGGUCACAUGCUGGGCAAUAGGGUGGCACAAACACAUCCACUAUGUCAUAUAAAUUGUCGAUCAGUACAGACAGCACCAUACCGAUCGUUGCUCCAAAUCUCCAGCUGCAAUAGUGACCAGUCUACAAACAUCGAUCAAGUGCAGAUAAACAUCUGCGGCCCCCAAACCUUGACACACACCGUGCUCAGUAACUUUAUUUUAAAACUUGAAAUGACAGAAUCAUAAUGUCUACUUUGACAGUUCUGUCCCUUCAAAUUUUGAGACGUGAUCACUAUUCUUCUUUCUUUUUGUGAGUGUUCGAUGGGGUAAAAUAUGGUUGGUUGUUGUGGGUUACAGCACAUGAACUUGAAGAUACUUACAUAUAUAUGUAUAUACAUAGGAUAGACCCAUGUAGACCCUAUUUUACUGUGUAUAUAGAAUAAAUGAUACAUCAUUUAA